CCCAGUUAUGCCUGUCCAGUCAGAGCCAGUGACUGAGGUUUGAAGGGGAAAACACACUGACCUGUAUGGAGGAAAGCACACACGGAUCAUCUCAGAGAUGGGCUGUCCAGGAUGGAGACUCCUCUGGCUGGCCUGCUUGGUGUCCACUUUUCCGCAAUAUGGUGCAGUCCGGGUGACGGUGAGGGAAUCUGGUCUGGAGGUGGUGCGGGGAGAUUCUGUUACACUGCCCUGUUCGUUCUUCACCAUGAUGCCCUUGUUCAGACUCAGCAUCAUCUGGACUCUGACCCCAGUCUCGGACCCUGACUCCCCCACACAGGUGAUCGUGUACGAUCAAGGGCAGGUGAUUGAAAGCCCUUCAUUCAUGGGCAGGGUGGGCUUUGCUGGCAUACCCUGGAGCGCAGACAUCAUAUUGAAUUCCACGUGGGUGUCCGACGCUGGAGUCUAUCGCUGUGUGGUCAGCAACCCACCUGAGACAGGAGACCCUGGAAUAGGAGAGCUCAGCCUCACUGUUCUGGCACCCCCAUCACUCCCUGUUUGUCUAUGGGAAGGAGACACAGAUGCUGGGGGCAAUGUGAGACUGUCCUGUGGGGUGGUGGAGGGCCUUCCCACUCCACAGGUGAUCUGGGAGAAGCUAGAACCAGAUAAGACAACACUGCCAGUGAACAUGGAUGAUGACAUGACGGGUUCUGCGCACAUUACCAAUGUGUCUGCGCAAACCUCGGGCCUUUACCGCUGCUCAGUGACCAACCCACUGGGAACUCAGCACUGCUACAUUAACCUGUCUGUGUACACACCUCCAGAUAAUUCCCCAGGCAUCCUGCAGGGGGUGAUGUUGAGUCUCUCUAUGGCCCUGCUCUUGCUGGCUCUGAUGGUGCUGGUGCUGUGGCUCCACCGUUCGGCACAGGAGAGCAAAUGGAGGAUCAGCCAUGAGGACGAGUGCUAUAAUGAAAUCAAAUACACACCCUCUCUCAUUAAACGCUCCUUUGUCUGAGACGAGGACAGGAAGUCACAGCUCGAUCCUCUCUGCACCAAUAUCAAUGUAAAGCUUCUGUCAGACAAAAGCAAAAGAAAGAUCAUACUUCAGUGCUUAAUUGCUUUAGUCAAAAAGACUACUGUAAACGAGUUGCUUUGUUUUCAUGUGGUAAUCAACAGCAUGCCACUAAAAUAGAUCUUAAUUUGCAUUUAACCCACCAUAUUACUGCUGGUUUUAAACUGUGGAGUCUCAAGACAAUCAAGGUACUAUAAAUCAAUGUAAGUUUUGAGUUUGGUCCUCAGGUAGAGGUGUAUAUUCUCUGUAGAGGGACAUUCUUUUCAGACAAUGGUUUAUUGUAACUAUUGCAUUUUGGAUUUGGAAUUAAACCUCCAAUUUAACUACAAUAAAAAUGUAGAUACAUGCACCUUG
Molecule: messenger RNA, 1402 nt
Organism: Pimephales promelas (fathead minnow)
Lineage: Eukaryota; Metazoa; Chordata; Actinopteri; Cypriniformes; Leuciscidae
Source: RefSeq, a predicted model, not a curated record